AUGGCAUGCGUGGAGCUUCUGUACCUCACCAAAGAGGGUGGUCAGUCCGAUCAGUGUCAGAAUAUGGACUGGAGCGUGCCUACUCCCCCUGGUCAGGGACAGCCCGGUGAAAGUGCAGGAAGGACUUCAACCAUAUCCAUGGCUGCUGAAUGCUGCGAGAGGCACUGCAAAGCCAUCCAAAGGUCAGAUCUUGCUGAAGCCCCUCUUUCCUUCACCACUGGUUCCUCACCGUGCCCAGAAUGUACAACCACAGGUGAGAUCACCUGCCAUCCCAGCUUUCCCAAAGAAGCAAAGGAGGCAACCCAACAGAGAGCUUGCUGCUGCGAAUCGGAGACGUCCUUCACUUUCGUGGACGAAAAUGUCAACAAUCUAGACUACGCAGGACGUCUUGCCCACAAGAGCUGCUGCCAAGGCCAGGAUCUCAUUCCCCACCCUGACCCUGCUGGAGGGAUGCCCCUCGAAUGGCCCUACGAUCCACCCUCGCUGAUUUCCGAGGAAAACGAUGAUGCUGCCUCGGAAGCUGAUGGAGGAAAGUCAAUAGACUAUGGCUUCGUCAGCGCCAUCUUCUUCCUGGUCAGCGGGAUAUUGCUAGUGAUCAUUUCCUACGUGGUCCCCAGGGAUGUGACCGUGGAUCCCAGCACGGUGGCGGCAAGGGAAAUGGAGCGGCUGGAGAAUGAGAGCGCCAAGAUUGGGGCUCACCUGGAUCGUUGUGUGAUUGCCGGGCUCUGCCUUUUAACGUUGGGGGGCGUAGUACUGUCCAGUUUGCUCAUGAUCUCUAUGUGGAAAGGCGAGCUCUACAGGAGAAGCAGGUUUGCAGCCUCCAAGGAAUCGGCCAAGCUCUACGGCUCCUUUAAUUUCCGAGUGAAAUCUUCCACAAACGAUAACAUGGAGUUAUCGUUAGUUGAGGAGGAUGCUCUUGCCGUAGAUAGUUAG
Podarcis lilfordi (Lilford's wall lizard) is the source of this 933-nucleotide messenger RNA. The record is from the annotation of a GenBank genome assembly. Lineage: Eukaryota; Metazoa; Chordata; Lepidosauria; Squamata; Lacertidae.